This is a messenger RNA of Prorocentrum cordatum, 2658 nucleotides long. NCBI's taxonomy places the organism in Eukaryota, Dinophyceae, Prorocentrales, Prorocentraceae. The record is from the annotation of a GenBank genome assembly.
CCGCAGGAGCUGCCGAGGCCGGCCGGCCGGGCUCGGAGGGCGGCGCCGGCCGCCCCAGAGGCGCCCGCCGCCCCGCUCGCGGACGCGGGCGCGGCGGAGCCGGUCCAGGCGCCGCCGGAGGCCCUCGCCACGCCCACCGUCGUUGACCUGCCUGCGCCGCUCGAGGCACCCGCGGAGGCAUCGGCCGCCCCUCCUGCGGAGGUGCCGAAGCCGAUCGAGGCUGCUGCUGAGCCGCCCGCGGAUACGCCAGAGCCGCCAGAGUCACCAGCGGAGGCUCCUGCUGAGCCGCCCGCGGAUACGCCAGAGCCGCCAGAGGCACCAGCGGAGGCUCCUGCUGUGCCUCCCGCGGACACGCUGGAGCCACCCGAGGCACCAGCGGAGGCUCCUGCUGAACCGCUCGCGGAUACGCCAGAGGCACCAGCGGAGGCUCCUGCUGAGCCGCUCGCGGAUACGCCAGAGCCGCCAGUUCCUGCUGAGCCGCUCGCGGAUACGCCAGAGCCGCCAGAGGCACCAGCGGAGGUUCCUGCUGAGCCGCCCGCGGAUACGCCAGAGCCGCCAGAGGCACCAGCGGAGGCUCCUGCUGCGCCUCCCGCGGACACGCUGGAGCCACCCGAGGCACCAGCGGAGGCUCCUGCUGAGCCGCCCGCGGAUACGCCAGAACCGCCAGAGGCACCAGCGGAGGCUCCUGCUGAGCCGCCCGCGGAUACGCCAGAGGCACCAGCGGAGGCUCCUGCUGCGCCUCCCGCGGACACGCUGGAGCCACCCGAGGCACCAGCGGAGGCUCCUGCUGAGCCGCUCGCGGAUACGCCAGAGGCACCAGCGGAGGCUCCUGCUGAGCCGCCCGCGGAUACGCCAGAACUGCCAGAGGCACCAGCGGAGGCUCCUGCUGAGCCGCCCGCGGAUACGCCAGAGCCGCCAGAGGCACCAGCGGAGGCUCCUGCUGCGCCUCCCGCGGACACGCUGGAGCCACCCGAGGCACCAGCGGAGGCCGCUGCUGCGCCUCCCGCGGACACGGCGGAGCCGGCCGAGGCAGCAGUGGAGGCGCUCGCCGCCCCCGCCGCCAGCGUGCCGACACUGGCCCCGGUCCAGGCGUCAAGUGCCCCUCCCGUGGAGGCGCUGAAGCAGAUGAAGGUGCCCACCGUGCCUCAGCUGGGCGCGCCCCAGCAGGCCGAGGAGCCGCUGCCGAGCCCCCGCGGCGCCCCGCCGCCGCGCCCCGCCGCGCCCGCGGCGGGACCGCCGCCCGGCAGCGCUGGCAGGACGGCCACGGAGGGCUCUGCCGCCCCCAGCGUCGCGUCCAUCCUCCCCGGGAGCUACGCUGGCAGCCGGGGGACGCUGGCGUACUACGCCGGGCGCCUCGUGCGCAUGCCCGCCGGCGGGGCGGCGGAGCAGGUCCCCGAGGAAGAGGAUUCCGUCGACGGCUUCGGCUCCGACUCAGACUUCGACCCCGAGGAGUACGCCGACCUGGCGAGGGAAGACGAGUCCGAUCGGCCGGCGCUGUGGAGGCGCUCCUCCGUGGACGAGGGUACCGAGCAGGCGGCAGCUCGGGAGCCCGCGGCGCCGCAGGAGCCGCAGGCGCCGUCGGUGUCGCCGUUCGGGGCGUUCUCUGUGGCCGUGUUCCGACCGAACGCGGCCGUGAGCGUGGUGCCGAGGCCCGUCCCUCCCUCGCGCGAGAGCGUCCUGGCGGCCCAGGAAGAGGAGGAGAGGGCGAAGUUCGAGGCCACCAUGCCGUCCCUUGCUGAAGGCGGGGAGCAGUCGGACGAGGAGGCGGAGGCGGCCCCCGACGCGCAGGAUUCCGAGGAGGCGAGGCAGGUUGUGAAGGGGUCGCUGGAGGCGGCUUUAGGCGCGCAGGACGAGGAGGACGCCAGAGAUCGCACGAGGGCGGCGCUGGCAGUGGCGCUCUACCCGGCAGAGGCGGCCCUCUUCGGCCAGGCGCCGCCCGGCGCCGUCGAGCUGGCGAGCAAGCCAGAGGAGGCGCAGCAGGAUGGCCCGGAGGAGAGGGCCCGGGCGGAGACGCGGCACGCGCUCGAGGCCUCUCUCGGGGCGGACGAGGCGGCUAGGCUGGCCGCAGUGGAGGAGGUGCGGGCGGCGCUGGUCGCCGAGGGGGCAGCGGAGGCAGAGGAAGGCCCGGAGGAGAGGGCCCGGGCGGAGACGCGGCACGCGCUCGAGGCCUCUCUCGGGGCGGACGAGGCGGCUAGGCUGGCCGCAGUGGAGGAGGUGCGGGCGGCGCUGGUCGCCGAGGGGGCAGCGGAGGCAGAGGAUCCCGAAGAAGCGAGGCAGGUCGUGAAGGGGGCGCUGGAGGCGGCUCUGGGCGCGCAGGACGAGGAGGACGCCAGAGAUCGCACGAGGGCGGCGCUGGCAGUGGCGCUCUACCCGGCAGAGGCGGCCCUCCUCGGCCAGGCGCCGCCCGGCGCCGUCGAGCUGGCGAGCAAGCCAGAGGAGGCGCAGCAGGCGGGCCCCGGGGCGGAGCAGCCUCCCGUCAAGCCCACGGCCUCGGAGAAGGCCGCGCCGAAGGGCAAGGCGAAGGCGGCGGCCAAGCUUGCUCACCGCGAGGACCCGGGAGAGCGGAUCAGGGGAGUACCCAAGAUGGACCUUUCCCGCAGCACCACGAAGCUCGUGUUCCGUCCGCCCUUCUUGUACCCCCACACGGGAGAGGCAUAG